Bactrocera tryoni is the source of this 2969-nucleotide messenger RNA. RefSeq names its product protein germ cell-less. The transcript has 7 exons. Bases 483 to 2318 code for a protein of 611 amino acids. The record is from RefSeq and is a predicted model, not a curated record. Lineage: Eukaryota; Metazoa; Arthropoda; Insecta; Diptera; Tephritidae. Gene Ontology annotation, molecular function: protein binding. Gene Ontology annotation, biological process: germ cell development.
CCAUUCGUGUAUGAAGUUUUGGGUAUUUGGUGCAAUAUUCACGGAUUUUGGUGUAUUUAUGAUCAGAGUACUAAUAUAUGAUAAAAUUGUUUUAAGUCGUUCGAAUUGAAAAAUUUUAGUUACAAAAUAUUUUACAAAUCUAGUAAAAAAUAUCAUGAAAUAAAAAAAAUGUGUGAGUAAAAAAGUGAGAUGUGAAAAAGUGUUUUCAUUAAGAUAGUUAAUGUCCUGGUAAAUGCGUAGAUAAUUCCGGAGAGUGUUAAAUAUUACAAAAACUCAUAUUUGAGUCGCAAUUGGAAAUUAAUAUUAAAUUAUUGCAACUUCGGCAAUUUUUAUAAUACAAAAGGGCUCAAACAAACAACAAUAGGUUGUGUUGAAAAGGCGGCAAGCGGCUAAAACUGCAAACAACAGUUCCAGUGUUGCUUCGAACACAUUUUGGCCAAGUCUUAAGGCAGCGAGUAGCACGCUAAACACAACGCACAGCAAUGGGUCAGCUUGUGGCAAAACUAGCCGUACCGUUACAGCAUUGCAGCGACAAUGUGGUAAAUAUAUUAGCCGGACGUCGCAAGAGAAAACGUUCGCUAGACUCGAGCAAUGCAUCAGAUGAGUCGCAGAGCAGUGAAACACAAUCGCCAAAGAAAAAAAGGCUACUCACCACCACCCAAUACAUAUACCAAGCGCUCUUUAAGGAGCAAAAGAACUCGGACAUUGCUGUGAUGGCGCUGGGCAAGGUGUGGAAUCUGCACAAAGUAUAUCUCUGCCAGAGCCCGUACUUUUACAGCAUGUUCAAUGGUUCAUGGAAGGAAUCCUGUCAAGAUUUUGUGCACAUAAAAAUUUUGGAUGAACGCAUCACGCUAGAAGCGCUGGACGCCGUUUUUGGUUCCAUGUACUCCGACGAGAUUGAAAUCGAUCCAAAGGCAGUGAUUUCAGUGUUGGCCACCGCGACGCUCUUCCACUUGGAGGGUAUUAUCGACAAAUGCGCUGAAGUCAUGAUUGAAACCAUUAACGCCGAGACUGCCAUUAGUUACUAUGAAGCCGCUUGCCUGUAUGGCAGCGUGAAUGUUAAGAAAGCUGCAAUGGUCUUUUUGGAAACAAAUUUGCUCUGCAUUUAUCACAAAGAUGAGCAACUACUGCGUCAAAUCAGCGUCGAACUAAUGACCAAGCUGGUAGCCAGCCCCGAUUUAUAUGUGAUGCAGACUGAAUUUUCCUUAUACACAUUGCUGCGCACUUGGAUGUACUUGCGUCUGCAUCCACUGUACGAUGCUGAAAAUAUAGCGCCUGCAGUUGGCGCGGCUGAUGGCAGUAGAAGUGCCGUUGGCAGCAACAAUAAUAGCAAUAAUGGCAAUAACGAGAGUCAGUGUCUGUCAGAUCUCGUGAAGGAUUACUUUGCGCAUCGCAGUGAAAGACGUUCAUUCCUGGCCACACCUGAAGGCCAACAAUUUGUGCCGUCAUUCCAAGCGCUGCGCACGCAGUACUUAACCAAUCAUCAUACAGAUUUGAAAAUCGUACUUAAUGAUAAUAUUAUUCCAAAGGAUUGGCUGCAUAGUCAUGUGCUCAGCCAUUGGCAUUCGAUUUUGAAGGUCGACCAUUUACCGGAGGAGGGUCCGCAAAACCUUGAUGCCGAUGUAUUUUAUAAGAAUUGCAUGCGCUGCGGCCGCAUUCUACUUGAGCCCGGCUAUCAGAAGUGGCGGUGGACGGGCUUCAACUUCGGCUUAGAUCUUGUGCUGGUCGCUGACUCACGCUUGCUGAGCAUACGACGCCACCACCGCAAUGAGCACGAGCGUUUGCUGAGCCUGCAAACUAAACGGCAGUUCAUGAUACGCACUUCGGUGACAUCGAUCAAUUCACAACGGCAACCAACAUUUACGCAAAAGACCGAAAUAAGCUCACUCAGUCUGGAGAAGAAUCAAGAGGUGACGAUAAUGCUCAUGGACACGUUGCUGGUGCAUCCCUUGCUCAUAUCGGUAAAUCUGUUGGUGGUGCCACCAACGUCGCAGCACUUCAAACAACAUGUGUACGGCAACGAAGACACUAUUAAUGCGGCGACAGUUCCUAUAUCAGAAAUCGGUGCCAAUUGCAAUUCGGCUGAUGAUGCGCAACGUUCGGGCACGCCAACAAACAGUAAUGUGACCGGUGAGCGUCUGCUGUUGGCAGCAGAUGACUCGGCGGUGUGUGUAGUGCCACCUUCACCACCAAAUGUACCGUCAAUACUGCUAACACCGCCCACACAUCGUGCUGCUUCUACAACGUCCACAGUGUCAACCGCUUCAUCCGCCGGUUCGGCGGUGUCGGUCUCCUCGUCGGCGUCGGAUUUCGUAUAAGUUGGUGUAGUUAAAAGCCAUAAGCAUUAUGGAGACGUUCCAUAUAUUUUGUGAUUACUUUACUAAUGAAAUCGUGUUCAGUUUUUCAUUCGUUGGAAUAUUAUUUUAUAAACUUAUACAACAUUACUUGUAAUUCUGCCAUAAAAGCGCACAAACAAAUAUGAAAAAUGCUUGUCUAAAAGUGAAUUCCGCUCGGACUUUGUAUUGGAAUUUAAGUGUUUAUACAUAUAUACAUAUAUCAUGUAAAAACAAAAUUUUAUUUUAAGUACAUACGUUGAUUUUAAAAAGCAUUCGAUCUUGGAAAAAUUUUAAUUUUUCUAGUAAGUUAGCUUUUUUUUUUAAGUUUUGUAUGAUAUUGCAUUAGAAGUUAUUAUAAAUUAAUAAUACUCACUUUUCGGCUUUUCACAAUUUACAAAUCACGUCUAUAAAAAAAAAAAUCGAAUUAGAAUGUAUUCACUUGCGCUGGCGAAGUAGUAUAAAAUAUUGCUGUUGUAAAUAUAUUUGUAUUGAAUUAAAAUUUAUAAAGAUGUAUAGCAACUUUUUUAUACUUAUAUAAUGACUUGUAAUUUACUAUGUACAUACAUUGUAUGUAUAAUCAUGAAUGGUGUCGCACAAGAAUAUAAUAUACAACUAACUGCGUUAACAAAUUAA